UGAUUACCAUAAGAACGGUUUAGACCCCGUUUUCGACGAUCUGCGCGGGCACUGCCCCAGCUUCGGUGGUGUGUUACUCUUGCCUGGAUCACCAGUCGAGCGAGCCGCGACCGGCCGGCGCCCGAGCGGUCAGAUGGUGUACGGUGGGGCGUCACGGCGUGGCGACAAACCGAACCUGAUGGCGACCCGCGGCGGCGACACCAACCACCACGAGGAGGCCAGUCGCAUGCUGGAGACAGCUCUGCAGCAGAUGGACAGCAUCAUCGCCGGCACCGAGCUGGAGCUGGCCGGCCUGGAGCAGAGCCCACGGCCGCCGGCCGUCGCCGCGGUCACCGCCGUCACCGACCCCGUCUCGGAGGCGGCGGACCGGCUCCGUCAGGCCAUCACGCUCUCAGCGAAGGCGGCCAGCACGCCGUCGGAGACCGCCAUGACCCAGGAGACGUGUAGCUUCCUGCUGACCUGGCUGGCGGGCAACAACAACGUCGAGAGGAGCGCUCGGCAGCCGGGCCUCGAGUACGAUGAGCGGCUGCAGAAGCUCGAGUCGGACAAGUCGUCCCUGCAGCUGCAGGUGUCCGUGCUCACCGAACAGAUCGACGCGCAGACGGAGAAGAUCUCCGAGCUGGAGGACCAGCUGCGCACGCGCCAGAUGCUGCUCGGCAAGGCCGAGGACAGGCUGCAGAAGGACCUGGCCCUGCAGCAGGAGCUGCUGCACCGCUCCUCGUUCGAGACCCAGAAGCUGGAGGUGAUGAACAAGAUGUCCAACCUGACGCUGCAGCAGAAGACGCUGGAGCGGGAAAACAUCGAGCUGCGGAACCGGCUGCGACGAGCCGAGCUGGGCAGCCGCCAGCCGAGCGAGGAGCGGGGUCGGAUCCGCGACAAGCCGCCGCUGGUGCCGCGGGGCAGCCUGCCCGCCGCCACCUCCACGCCCAACCACAGCAUGCUCGACUCACCGCAGCGACUCAACUCGUCAUCGAGCGCCACGGACGGCAGCCGGUACGCCUCGGCACAGGACAACUCGUCUCCGACAGGCAUGCACCCCGCCACCUGCCGGGAAGGAUCGCUACCAAAGACGCCGCCGUCGUCGCAUCGCCGGCGCGUGGAGUCGCUGGGCGGCACCCUGCCGCGCGCCUCGGCCGCCGCCGACAGUCAGCGGCGUGCGGUCGCCUUCGGUAAACAGCCGACGCGCCGCCUCUGGGAGCGGGUGACGGGAAAGUAUAGCUCGUCGACGCCCAAUCUAGCCGACUCCGAUCAGCCGAUCCCGAACAGUCCCACCGAUGACGUCGCGGGCGGACCACACUCCCCCAGCACGCAGAACAAAAACAAAGGCUUCAAAAAGCUGUUCGGAAGGAUGAAGCGCAGCAACUCGGGCGGCCUGGAGCCGGAGAUCCCGGACGGCGGCGAGUUCCGGCGCGGCGGCACGCGCCCCACGGCCGGCCCCCGGCUGGGCUGGGGCGGCGAGAGGUCGCGCGACGAUGACCGCGUCUGGCGACCGCUGGCCGAGUGGGACACGGACACGGUGGUCGGCUGGUUCCACGAGAUGGGCCUGAGCGCCUACACCGCGGAGGUGCGCCGCUGGGUCCGCUCUGGCAGCCACCUGCUGCGCGCCACCGGCGCCGAGCUGGAGAAGGAGCUCGGCCUCAAGCAUCCGCUGCACCGCAAGAAGGUGGUGCUGGCGCUGAGCGCGGCCGGCUCCGCGACCGACGAUCCGCCCGGCCACAUCGACCACAACUUUGUGAUGCGCUGGCUGGACGACGUCGGCCUGCCCCAGUACAAGGACGCCUUCCUGGAGGCGCGCGUCGACGGCCGCGUGCUGAACCAGCUGACGCUGGAGGACCUGCAGACGCUCAAGGUCACCAACCUGCUGCACGCACUCAGUCUGAAGCGCGGCAUCCAGGUGCUGCGCCUGAACGGCUUCUCGCCGGCCUGCCUGCGGCGGCGCUCGACGCCCGACGAGCCGCGCCAGCCGACGCCGCAGGAGGUGGCGCUCUGGACCAACCACCGCGUCAUGGAGUGGCUACGCGAGGUCGAUCUGGCCGAGUACGCGCCCAACAUGCGCGGCUCAGGGGUGCACGGUGCGCUGCUGGUGUACGAGCCCCGGUUCACCGGCGAGCUGAUGGCCUCCGUGCUGUCCAUCCCGGCCAACAAGUCGCUGCUUCGGAGACACUUGUUCACUAGGUUCAACGAUCUGGUCGGCUCGGAAAUCCUCCGAGAGAAGAGAGAGGUCGAAGACAACCAGACCAUCACGCCUCUGCGGACCGACUCGAAAGUCAAGCUGCACAAGCGGGGCCAGUUCACGCUGAAGCGGCGCAAGGGCAAGGCCGAGUCGGACGGCGACGACUUCCUCUGCCCGGUGGACGUGCAGGGCUCGCCGCUGUCGUCUCCGGACAUCGCCAGCGGCCAGAACCCGCUGGAGAUGUCGCUGGUCGAACUGCGCACCAGCGACGUUUAGCCGCGCGGCGUGCGGGACACCAGUGACGUCAUCUGUCGCGUCAUGGUCGGCAGCAGUGCCUCGGAUGCCACGUCGCGAUCGCGUGACCUGGGUGACAUGUUAUAGUCGCCAGUGGCGUCUGAUGGUUCGGUGCGUCUGGCACCAGUGGCACCAGGUGGCGCGUAUGACGAGAACCAGUGACGCCAGAUUUCGGCAUGGUGGGAGCCGUUGCCGUCAAAUAACAUGUUGCAAUCGGAGCCAGUGACGUCACGAAUCGAUGGUCGUUCCUCGCACACUGCCGACACUCGAUGACAGAUCGAGUCGCGUGCCUUGAGCGUCUAGAGAUGGUGCUUGGGCCGUGUGCCAGCAACGGUGCUGGCUAAUCCGCGCGCCGGUGUUGGGGCACCAGUGGUGCCCGAUUCCCGAGGUUUUGUUGCUGGGACCGGCGCCGAGCCCGUCCGCCUCGGCUGCCUGGUGGGCAGCGCCUGGUAUCCGCCGGAGGUGGGCUGGAGCGCCCGUCUGAGGUCGGCUCUGAACACGGCGGGUGGUGAUCGGCGCAGCGGUCGCUUGUCGGGCCUCCGUGAUCGGCACAGCGGAGACAUGUUGGGCCUCGGUGAUCGGCGCAACGAUGGCAUGUCGGGCCUCGGUGAUCGGCGCAGCAAUGACAUGUCGGGCCUCGGUGAUCGGCGCAGCGGUGACAUGUCAGGCCUCGUAUGAUGACGGGAUGUCCCUGGCCGCCGGCCGUCGGCCCGGGUCGCGUCAGCAGCUGGGUUUCGGUCGGCGCCUGACCGGAUGGUGGAUUGUGGCGCUUUUCGUCAGAAAAGCCCCGCCAAUCCGGCUACCGGUGGCCAGCGGGGACGCUUCUCGCCACCGCUGCGAAAAGGCAAGCUGGGGCUGGACGGCGCCUCGUGAUCUGUCUGCAGGAGGGCGAUGAUAAUCCGCGGAGAGGAUCGUGGUUCGAGGAUCACAGUGGUGACAGCGGGACCUCUUUGCCGAGCGAUUUCACCCGUAGAACGACUUCCAGUCUUCCCGUAUCUGGUACGACGUGUUGUUGCUGUCGUUCUAUUCGCGUCACCGUACCAACUCAGAGCGUCCUUGCUUCCGCACUCAACUCGGUCUCUGAAGCCCCAGGAGUGGUUGUCAGUCAGCCUUGUCUCCGACACGGUCUUGUGCCUUCGCCGUAUUUACGAGGUCGGCGCGACUCGUAUUUUUAUACAUGUCCUGUACAUAUGGUCUUCCCGGGUGCUGGGUGGGGCGCCAUCGGGCGUGCGCGUGUUUUAGAUACGGACGACAAUGUGCCC
This is a messenger RNA of Pollicipes pollicipes, 3729 nucleotides long. Its product is annotated as liprin-beta-1. Bases 134 to 2449 code for a protein of 771 amino acids. The transcript has 18 exons. The record is from RefSeq and is a predicted model, not a curated record. Lineage: Eukaryota; Metazoa; Arthropoda; Thecostraca; Pollicipedomorpha; Pollicipedidae. Gene Ontology annotation, cellular component: presynaptic active zone. Gene Ontology annotation, molecular function: protein binding. Gene Ontology annotation, biological process: neuromuscular junction development.